GGUGGCUCAAGGGAUAAGCCACCUGUCUUCGCAACCGAGUAGAUCUGCACAUCCACAAUAGCCAGUCUCCAGACCGUAGCUUCGAGUCAUGGACGCCGCCGACGCCGAAGUCGUGAUCGAAGUGCCCUUUCUCGCUCGCGUCUACAAGAGCGGCCGCGUCGAGCGGUUCCUCGGCAACGACGUGCUUCCUGCCGGGGUCGACCCUGCCACCGGCGUCGCAUCCAAGGACGUCAUCGUUGACCCAGCCACCAACCUGACUCUGCGCCUCUACCUACCGGACCUCGCCGGUAGCUCCUCCGAGAGGAAGCUCCCCGUCCUCGUCUACUACCACGGGGGCGGCUUCGUCAUCGAGACCGCCUUCUCCCCGACGUACCACAACUACCUCAACUCCCUCGUGGCCGCAGCCGGCGUGGUGGCGGUGUCCGUGGAAUACCGCCGCGCGCCGGAGCACCCGCUCCCGGCCGCGUACGACGACUCGUGGGCGGCUCUCCGGUGGGUGGCGUCGCGGCCAGCGGAGGAGGCGUGGCUAUCGGAGCGGGGGGACCUGGGGCGCGUGUUCUUGGCCGGGGACAGCGCGGGAGCCAACAUAGUGCACCAGAUGGCCGUGCGGGCGGCGGAUGAGGGACUGGGAGGCGGAGCCGCCAUCAGAGGGCUGGUGCUGAUCCACCCCUUCUUCUGGGGGGCUGAGCCGCUGGAGUCGGAGAGCCGGGACCCGAAUGCGAGGGAGUGGGUGGGGCGGAUAUGGGCGUUCGUGCGGCCCGGGACGGCGGGGCUGGACGCCCCAUGGAUAAAUCCGCUUGCGGAGGGAGCGCCGAGCUUGGCGAGGCUACCUUGCUCGCGCGUGCUGGUGACGGUGGCGGAGAAGGACCUGCUGCGGUGCCGGGGGCAGGCGUACUACGCGGCGCUGAAGCGGAGUGGGUGGGAAGGGGAGGCUCGGCUGUUGGAGACGGAGGGAGAGCAGCAUGUGUUCCAUCUCCUAAGCCCCAAGAGCGACAAAGCGUUGGCCAAGUUGCAGGCUGUGGCAGCUUUCCUCACUGCGGAUUGAUCUUUAGCUGAUGCUGCUUAUGGCAUUUAGCACAAAGAUUGGAUCAACCGCCAGAAGAGAGCCUCGCUUACUUCACCAUCGAAUUGUUCUUCAAUCAGAUCAAAGAAAACUUCAUGCUUUUGCAUGUCAAAGUUAAUUUAAUGAC
Molecule: messenger RNA, 1190 nt
Organism: Musa acuminata subsp. malaccensis (wild Malaysian banana)
Lineage: Eukaryota; Viridiplantae; Streptophyta; Magnoliopsida; Zingiberales; Musaceae
Product: probable carboxylesterase 12
Molecular function (GO): hydrolase activity
Source: RefSeq, a predicted model, not a curated record